GGUAGUGGGAUGCGGGAGAAGAAAAUGGGCCGUUGGCAAGCGACGAAUCGCGAGCUGAUAAAGUAGCUGUACUCUGAAGCAGCACACUUCGGGAGGCUUUGUUACUUUAUCUUUAUUGUUGUGUAAUUUUUUUGUUUUUUGAAAGCAUAUUCAAAAAUGAUCCUCACGGUGAAACCGCUUCAAGGAAAAGAGUGCAGCGUACAGGUGACUGAAGACGAAAAGGUCUCUACAGUGAAGGAGCUUGUGUCUGAACGUCUCAACAUACCAGCAAACCAACAACGGUUACUCUACAAAGGGAAAGCUCUAGCAGAUGAACACAGACUGAGUGAUUACUCUAUUGGUCCUGAAGCUAAAUUGAAUCUGGUAAUCCGUCCCGUGGGAGAGAGGACUGCAGUUUCAGGGACAGCAGCACCAGGCGGCGGUGGUAGCUGUAGCAGCACCAGCAGUGGAAGCAGCACACAGGGAGGAGUAUGGCAGACCAUCUCCACUAUACUUGCUAGACACUUUAGUCCGGCAGAUGCAGCAAAGGUUCAUGAACAGCUUAUUAAGGACUAUGAACGUUCCCUUCGACAGCUUAGCCUCGAUGACAUUGAGCGCUUAGCGGGGAGGUUGCUUCAUCCGGAGGGCGAGGGCAUGGACACCUCAUACAUGGACUAAGAAUGCAUAGCUUGAAGCUGUUUUUUUCUAAUUGUUGUUUGAGAGACGCUCAGUGCUUUGACAUGCAUACGGUGUUCAGAGUGUUAGACUGUGAAAAAUACAAUGUCAUUUUUCUUACAGAGAGCCCCAGGGUGAGCAUGGAUAACACUGACUGUUUAUCUCAGCAAUAGGGCUUUCUUAUCUUUGAUGAGAAAACUUGGCCUCUUGAAAUUGGCCCUUGUCAUUGGUGGCACAGUAACCUCGACCUGAUCACAUAAUAUCUGAAUACAAAGGAGUCCAUUUAUGAAGCUGUCUUCACAUGAUCUCUGGCUGCUACAAAUUCCAGGGGACACUAACUUCUAAUGGAGGGUAUUUAUUAGUAAUAUUUGGGUUGCGUGAUGACUGGGUGUUUCCUGUUAUAACCAUCUGUGCAAAGUUCAUACAUGUUUUAUUCUGUAACUUACUGAUGGCCAUUGUAUGUAAAUAACAUGUUUAUAUAUAUACAGAUAUUAAAACACAGGAAGAAAAAAAAA
This is a messenger RNA of Haplochromis burtoni (Burton's mouthbrooder), 1169 nucleotides long. It is a transcript of the gene ubl4a, whose product is annotated as ubiquitin like 4A. The coding region runs from base 157 to 657 and encodes 166 amino acids. Gene Ontology annotation, biological process: post-translational protein targeting to endoplasmic reticulum membrane. Gene Ontology annotation, molecular function: protein binding. The transcript is spliced from 4 exons. The record is from RefSeq and is a predicted model, not a curated record. NCBI's taxonomy places the organism in Eukaryota, Metazoa, Chordata, Actinopteri, Cichliformes, Cichlidae.